Messenger RNA from Gilbertella persicaria, 1888 nucleotides. RefSeq lists its product as uncharacterized. The record is from RefSeq and is a predicted model, not a curated record. Lineage: Eukaryota; Fungi; Mucoromycota; Mucoromycetes; Mucorales; Choanephoraceae. Gene Ontology annotation, cellular component: cytoplasm; nucleus. Gene Ontology annotation, molecular function: mRNA binding. The coding region runs from base 18 to 1409 and encodes 463 amino acids. The transcript has 7 exons.
UUUUUUUUUUGCCUGUCAUGAGGCCACAUUCACCAAGACACGGUCGUUCUUAUUCACCGCGUAGUUCAAGGUCUCGCUCACCUUCUUACUCUCGUUCUCGCUCGCCUUCUUAUUCUCGUAGAAGACGUCGAUCUCCUUCUAAUUCGCCUCCUCCUUAUAGAAGUAAUAAUGGAGGAUACCGUCGUCGUUAUUAUUCUCGGUCACCUCCUCCUCUUCCUCGACCUUUACGUCGAUACAGGUCGCGCUCUCCUCCUAUGCGACGUGGAAGACCGAAUAAAGAUUGUCGAGUGUAUGUGAGUAAUUUGUCGUUUGAUGUCACUUGGCCUCAAUUAAAGGAUUUUAUGAGAGAAGCGGGACAAGUGGUUCAUGUAGACGUGUUGAAAAUGGCCAAUGGUCGAUCGAAAGGAUGCGGUGUGGUUGAAUAUCGAUUUCCAGAAGACGCAAGACGCGCUAUUCAUACGAUGAAUAAAACUGAGUUUAUGGGCAGACCUGUAUUUAUCAGAGAGGAUCGCGAGUAUGAACAUUUGAGUCUGCCUAAAGACCCUCGCGAUGCUCCCGAUGAUUGUCGACUUCAUGUUAGCAACUUACCAUUGAAUGCUAGUUGGCAAGACAUGAAGGAUUUGUUUAGAAAGGCAGGACGCGUGUUGCAUACAGAUAUUCAUACGGACGCUGGUUCAAGAAGAUCUAAUGGACAUGGUACAGUCAUUUUCGAUGAUGCUCGGUAUGCUAAAAUAGCCAUUGAAAUGUUCCAUGGUUAUGAGUGGCAAGGACAUCAACUUCAAGUAGAAGAAGGAAGAUAUAUAGAGAAAAGUGCUCCAGCACCCAUGAGCAAUCGACCUCCUCUUCCUUCUCAUGUCCCAAGACAUUCGAUGGAUGCUCCUCGUAUAAACCCUACAACGAGUACUCCUGUUCCUGUUGCCUUGCCUCCAGUACCCACACCAAUAACCCAUAUAGAGCCUAUCCAUGAGAUAACGCCUACUUUAAGUUAUCCUUCUCAUCCCCCACCUCCGCCUCCUUCUUCAUCUUCUUUAGAGUCCAUACCAACCUAUCAACAACAUGUCUAUCGAUAUGGUGAAACACAGGCACCCAUGCAUUUGCCUCCACCUCCUCCUGUCUAUUCUUUUGUGGGUGGACCUGCUGCUAAUUUACCUACGCAUGGACAUAAUCAGAUCUUUGUGAAUAACUUGCCCUUUUCAACUACAUGGCAGGAUUUGAUUGAUUUGUUUAGACAUGUUGGACCUGUGAUUCGAUCCGAAAUACUGACAGUCAAUGGUCAUCCUAAAGGCUCUGGUUUUGUGCGGUUUGAAGACGCAACUACGUGUGAAAAAGCGAUUGAGAAAUUUCAUGGUUAUAUGUAUGGUGGACGUUAUUUGGAUAUUCGACUUGAUAAGUAUUCCACUACGAUUUAGGAAGUGGAAUAGGCGUAUGAAUCUAUCAUGACUAAAUUUAGUCUACAUAAACUCGCUUCUAUUAUACCUUACUGCUUGAGAGAUAGGAAUCCAUUGUUUUAAUGCGUUUAUACGUGGAUCUUGUGUAUCAGGGGCUGUAUCUUUUUUCCAUAAAAUAAAGUCUUGUAUGGUUAUGUUUGAUUUAUGCCAUACUUUAUUUUCUUCUUCAUCUUCUUCUUCAUCUUCUUCUUGUUUAGUCCAUACUUGACCUAUUUCUUUUGAAUAAACACCACUCGAGUUUGUUUUGUUUACCUUGUGUUGGUGUGUUUAAAUACACUUGAUGGCCAAUGAGUCUUCUACCAUGUAUUACUGUCUCAUAAUGAUCUUGUUGUUUCUCAAUAUGAAGAUACGUUUUUGUAUUGAUGGAUCCUUCUUUAUCCACUGAAAAAGGAAGUAAAUGAACUUGACUCUCUGACAUGAUAACGAAAAAAUAAAAAGAC